Messenger RNA from Arachis ipaensis, 1059 nucleotides. NCBI's taxonomy places the organism in Eukaryota, Viridiplantae, Streptophyta, Magnoliopsida, Fabales, Fabaceae. The record is from RefSeq and is a predicted model, not a curated record.
CUAUGAAGAAACAUGUGAAAGUAUUAAGGAGAAAAUUAUGAAACCAAGAAUAAAGAUAAAGCUAAUAUCCAAGGCAAGAAAGAGAAUCAACAAAGUUCAAGGAGAGCUCAGUUUAAAAGAGAAAAUCAACAAGAAAAUAGGGGGGAAAAAAAUCAGCAUGGACCUUGCAGAGAUUGACCAAGACAUGAAGAAUUCAGAAAAACAAAUUAGUUCUCAAUGAAUGCCACACACAUGUAUCUGAACAAUCUGAUCUGACAUUCUUGGUGUUCAAGUAAAGAAACAUAGUUAAUUAAUUAUACAUAGUACCUUUUCACUUUUUCAGUUUAUCCCUCCUAACUUGACUUCAUUUUUACUCAUUUACCAGUAGCAUAGGCUAAAAUUAAAGGCUUUAUAUAAACCACAAGAAUUUUCAACUUUAGAAUAUGUUCUCUCAUUUUACGUGCAACUAUAUUCCAAACUCUAAUUUCGAAGCAGCAAAAGAAAUUAAUAAUGUAUCCAAGACUGAAAGUGAGAACCGAAGAUCAAGACGAUGAUGAUGAUUUUUCAGAAAGUGAUAGUGAAAGUAGGGUGUUCCUGAAGUUCAUUGACUCCCUACAUUUUGAAGGAAUAUUGAAGAAUAGCAAACAAGUUGGUGAGAGGCCAAAACAAAUUGCAAGAUCUAAUUCUGCUGCCUUACGUCCACGUGCAGUUCUAUCUAGUCCCGAAAAUGAUGAAUUAAUUGGAAGCAUAAAUGACUUGGUCAACAAGGAAUCUCGAGCUCAUAGACAAAGGGAUGUAAGAGUGAAGGUGGGAAAUCAUGAAGCUAAAGUCUCGUCUAACCAAGUUAAUAAGAUUGGAAUUCCAAAUAAAUUUAACAAAGAGGGAGAUGAGGCAUUGAAAUGCAAAGAUCCUCCCAGAGCAAAGUGCACUCUUAGCAACUUUUGAUCUUAAUGGCUAUAAUAAUAAUACUUGAAAGGAGAGACAUCAUUAACCUUGUUGGUUGGAAUUUUUUAAUCCAUUCUAAGUUCAUUUGAGUCUGAGUUUACGAGUAAAAUUUACAAUAACGUUUUUCUGACCUUC